CUUCAUCAGGCAACAGAAACGCAACUCCGUGAAGAACAACGAGGACACGGGUCGUCAAGUAAACACACUAGAACAAGAACUUCUAGGAGAAGACUGCCGCGGAGAAGUAGGAGAGGUGCCUCUGGUAAAACUGGCGCGCGAAAUUAUUAUAGAACAGGUGGAAGUCAUCUUUCAUCAGAACAAACCCAAACGUUUGAGUCUACAAGAAA
This is a messenger RNA of Amoebophrya sp. A25, 209 nucleotides long. NCBI's taxonomy places the organism in Eukaryota, Dinophyceae, Syndiniales, Amoebophryaceae. The record is from the annotation of a GenBank genome assembly.